CAGGAUCUUUUGGGUUUUCAGAUCUUGAUCUUAAGUCACCCCAUGGACAUGUUGCUUGUUUGUUGUAUGCAGUGUUUUUCAGGUGAAAAAUCCCUCUGCAGCUACAGGGAGGCAAAAGUCUUCCCCCCACUCCCCUCUCAGGCCACAGGAACUCUUGGUUGGGGGAUGAGAAGGAAUGCAAACGGGUUGAAACAUGGAACCUGAAUUUUGUAUUAGCUGAAUGUCAUCAGGCUGCAUGCUAAUGGAUUUGACUCAUGUUGCUUCUAGAGAAGCAAACGUGAUGCUUGUCCAUUCAGGAGUUGCCAUUGGCUCACUGGCAGUAUGGCCCAUAAUGGCUUUUCCUUCUCCCUUGUUCUGAGUGUCUUUAGUCUUGCUUGUGUAUUGCUUGUUCUUUCCUGAAUCUCCUGCUGGAUGAGGAGUUGGGAGAACUACCUGGACGUAAAUGUGCAAGCUGGUGUCAUGGAGAGGAACUUGGGCCCUUGAAUAUCCUUGGAGUACGAGAGAGGAGAUGCAAAGCUUCUACUCCUCAGUGCAUAAUGUAAAAAGUGACUGUCAUUGCAUUCCAGGACAAUUGCUGUUGAAGUUGACGUUCCACCAAACAAAAUGUUAAAAUAUCACCUGAGUUCAGAACAUUCUGGGAACUAAUCAGACCACUUCUGUCUUAUGUUUUCCCUCCCUUCAAAAGGAGGGAGUUAUAUCUGCUGGAGGUAUCUCCACUACUGAUGAUUAUGCUUCAUGCUGCAGCAUACAUAGGAGAGAGUCUCUUCUCUCCAUAACCCUUCCCUUUGGUCCCCUGUUACCUUUUGUGUUGCAGAGUAUAUGGAAAGUGAUUUCUCCCCCUCUUCCUGUAUCCCUGAUCAGACUCUCCUUAUUUUUCUUGAAUGACUCUGUCUGGAGCUUAUACUGGGCUACAUUUUUUAGAAUAUAUGCCUGCAUAGCAUGUGUCAAGGGGCCAGUGGCCUCACUGGUUCUUAAAUCUUUUAAAAAUAGGAGGCAUUUGUAUGCACAGAGCUUUAGUGCUUUCCUCCCUGAGUGGAACUUUCAGACAGGAUCAUUUAAGCAUGUGAAAUUCACUUUGAAUGUGGAGGUACAGUUAGCACUCUUAAGUAGAUAAGAGAUUGUGCAUGUUUUUAGUGGUUUUGCAAUGCUCUGCUCUCACUUACUUAUAAAUCAAGUAGCUGAGAGACAGAUUGUGAGCAUAUAAGGCAGUGUUUUAUUUUUAAUUCUGCAUUAAAAUGUUAAAUAGUCAUAACAUACACAAAACAAAAAAUGAAUGACUCAGUCUAAAUCAUGAUUGACAAAUGCAGUUAUAUGUUGCUGUACGUGUCUGAUCCCCUAAUACCUACUUAUUCUUGGGGAGAGAUCCAAAUUGGAUUUAGAUUUCGCAGCCCAAGCAAACUGUCAGAUCUGCCCGUGUAAAUCCCUCUCAAAACCUUUUUUUGGUGUGUGUGUGUGUGUGUGUGUGUGUGUGGGGUACAUUUUAGAACAGGGAAAUCCUUUUUACCUUGCUAAAGGUGUACAGAGGUCACUUUGGAUUACAGGACGAGCUGUGAGGGUUUUAUGGAGAGAGUAUUCUUGUUUUUAUAUAGUCAUUGGGUUAUUUUAUUUUCUACAGCACUUGGCUCAAUGGUGCUUAAGAUGUAGUAUAGGAAGUCUCGGCACUGGAGAGCCGGUAAUCUAGAGCAUAUAAAGAGAAGGUAAACCCAAAGAAAGGUAGCUUGACUGUCUAGUACUUGUGAGCACGCUGAAGGGAAAGCAGGGGUUCUCCUGUCAACCUGCUGAUCAAUUUUAAGUUUGGAAUCCUUGUAACGAACUUGCAGGCUCUUUCACUGACAGGCAAUAUCUUCCAUAACUUGGCUCGGUUUAAAUCUAUUCAACAGGCUCAUUCAGACUGCUAAGCAGUUCAGACUUUCAUAAGAAAGGUGUUUGGGCUGUUAGGGUAUCAGUAGUCUUUGUCUCGCUCUUGGGAAGGGGGUUUCCAGACUUCACAUAAUUUUUCUCUAAGGACAGGGAAAGAUAAUUUAUCAGAUUUUUCUAUUGAGGUCAGUAGCACUGUUCAUCUGAUUAAGCCCUUACUUAGGCUGUAAGCUCCUAGGAGGUCUUCCUUGCCUUUAAAGGUUUAACAUACCUGGGGCACUACUGAGGAGUAACUAUAUCAGGCCUUGUGUUUGUAAGUCAUACUUCCUGCCAUGGAAACUUCCUGGAAGUGCCAGGAGACUCAAAUGUUCUCAACUGCCCUAUCUUUCCUAUUUCUAGUUUAGAAUCCAUUUACAGGUCAGCCAGGCUCUGGACCAAAUUUGAUUCUCCUGAGUGUCUGACAAGCUAGAUGAGUCACGUGUCAUAUCCCGUCUUGUUAUUCCGGGGGCAUUUAUCUAAAUUCUUCUUCCGACUUCAGUAGGUUGAUUCAGAUUUAAAUAUCUGUAGCAUUCCUGUGAACUGGACACAUUGUUUUUUUUCUUUUUGUCUAAGGCAGGUUCUCUUUCCUUUCUCACCCUUAGCUAUGCAGCUUAUUUAACAUUCCCAUUUCUUGUCCUGCUCUCAUUUAGAUGAGUGGUACUUAUAUAAUGCAAUAAAGAGGAAGAGAUGAAGGACAUCUGGAAGUAAAUAUCAGUAAAAUAAGUAAGAUUUUUUGCAUGAUAAAUACUAUUUUGAAGGCUGCAGGAGAACGUCUAAGUCUGAGAACUGGAGUUAACGUCCUUUAUGGGAACCACUAGGGUGGAAUCGAUUGUACCAGUGGAAUUUUUUAUGAGUAGUGUGAUCUCCAGCUGGGGAUAAUGUAAGUCACUUUAUAUGCAUGUACAUACCUGUACGAGUCAUCUUCAUAGAAAAGUAGCUGCGUGCAUGCUGGGAUUCCUGCAAGCAACUUUUUUGUGGAAAAUAGCAUCUAUAAUAGACAUGAUGCUUUCAUUUGGUCUUUAAGUCAAGUGGUAACAUGGAGAAAAAGGAAACUCAGUGUAACCACUGAAAGCAGAGACGACUACAGUUUGGAGGAAGCAAACUCAUUGCAGCUUGCCAUUGUUCUGCUUGUGUUUGGGGUGGGAGGGGGCUAUGUUUGGAUACAAUACUCCAGAUGUGAUCUCAAGAUUAUUGAAUAGAAGGAAUUAAUAACUUUCCUUGACUUGCUUGCUGUGCUUCUGCUAAAGUAGUCCAGUAUGUAGUUAUUGCUGCAAAGGUAGUCAGCUCACUCUUAUUCCACUCCUUGCCCACUAGGACCCCCCAGGUUUUUUUGCAGGUAUAUUUCUUAUCAACGUGGUCUUCAGCCUGUGUCUUACACAGGGUUAGUCUGUCCCAGGUGCAAGAAUCUGCAUCUACCUUUGUUGAACUUCAUGAGGUUUCUGUCAGCUCAUUCCUCCAGCCUGUCAAGAUCCCUUUGAAUGGUUCUGCUACCCUCUGGCAUAUCAGCUGCUGCUCCCCCCGCUCCAUAUGCCAUCAUUUGUGAUCUUGGUGAGAGUAUGUUCUGUCCACUUGUCUAGGUUGUUAACGAAGACAUUGAACAGUAUUAAUUCAGUAUUGACCGCUGAGGCAUGCCUGUCAAAGCUGGCCACCAACUAGAUUUCAAACCCUUGAUUGGACGCAGAAACUACAAAGUCCGUCAGGUUUACAGCAUAACAGUCUAUAGCUUCCCACUUUGACUGCAAGGCUACUGUGGGAAACUGCCAAAAACCGUACUGAAAUCAAGGUAAAUGCCAUCCACUGCCCUCCAUAGAAUGUGUCGUAUCAUUGUUGAAGGCAGACAGGUUCACAGGCAUGGUUUCCUGUUGAUAACUCUGUGCUGGCUGUUGCCAGUCACCUUCUUGUCCUUCAGAUUUCUGGUAAUGGCUUCCAGGAGAACUUGCUCCAUAAUGAAGAUGUACUGAGGUAAGACUGACUAGUCUGUCAUUCCCCAGAUCCUCCUUCUUGCCUUUUGAGAAGAUAUGAUUUUUUUUUUUUCCUCUUCUGUGCCAUGACUGCUCAAAUGAUAGAGAUCAAUCUCAUAAUGGCAUCCUUUUGUGAACAGGGCUUCAUUUAUAUACAGCAAAAAGGUGGAUGUCCAGUGGAAGAGAAAACAGAUGAGAGGAGCAUGUUUAGUAGUUGUUCUCUGCACAUUUCCUUUAGUUCCUAUGGGCUCUAGUGAAGCUUAGGGUCCAGUUUGAUAGGCACUGGAGAGGUGCAAAUAGAAAGAACAUAGUUUCUGGCCUGAAGGAUUUGUGAUUUUAAGAUAAGGUGCAUUAAAGAGUGAAGAAAGCAGGAAAACAGUAGUUGGAGGGAAACUCUUGAGAAGCUGGGAUUAAUGCUACUGAAUGAUAGAUUAGCUUCAUGAUUGUGGUAUGCAAAGAUGUGUCUUGCCAGCAUUUCUGAAUAGUGACAUUGAGAUGGUUAGUGCUGUCCUUCAAGCUGUAGAAGCUCAUGCUGUUCCUUUCUGGACAUGGCGGACAGCUGCUCUGAGGGUGAAAAGGGAAAUUGGUGGCACGGCAGCAAAAAAGGGUGACCAUGUGCCUUUAUAUUUUGACUCCCUUUCCACUGAAGAAUGAUGAUGCUACAAAAAAUAAUGUAUGUGCAUGGCAACCAAAAAGGAAUUGUGUAAAGUGGAAAACUUCGAUGUCUUGAGGAACGGUUACCCUAGCCAGAGAACACUUCAGUGAAGCAAUAAUGAAGGAUGCUACCAGUAAUUUAUUUAGAAAAUACAUUAUAAUAGACAAAAUAUGUUAUAGGAGACUAUCAAAGGUACAGGACAGAUUCCUUCUAUUUUUACUGUGCUACUGCAUUACUCUAUCUUUGUCCUUUGCAUUCUAGUCCAGUUUAUCUGCUUGGUGUUGGAGACAUCCUGUUCUUAUAACACAAAGUAUGGAAAAAAACUUUACAGUGAUGCUUCUUAGGGCAUAAAGCGUAAGGUGGCUCUAGAUAAUCUUGACUUGCCUCCUGUAUAGUAUAGACCAUUAACUUUUACACAACACAAGGAUAGAACUCAGCAUAGAGAGAGAACAUAGUGUCUUAAUUACACCAAAGCAUCUCAUUCUUUAAAAUACUACGCUGUGCCGUAGGCAAGUUCAGGGAGACUAAACAGUCACUGGUGCUUGGAUACCCAUGCAUUGCUGGCCCUCAAUCAGGUGACACAUGGACUCAUGUUGCAGAGACAGAGGGAAGCUUCAACAUCCUUCUCAGCUUGAUCACAAAUAAAAUUCCUUCCCAACUGUAAAAACUUUCUUUUAGUGUGGCUCCAGUCAGUUCAGAGAGUUGUGUAAUCUUGCAUAUUAGAAAGAGAAUCCUUGUACCAACUCAAAGCAUGGGUCAAAGUGGAAAGUAGAGACUAGUACAGCUUGUUAUGUCACCUCCCCACAUUAAAAAAAAAAAAUAUAUAUAUAUAUAUAAAAGCCAAGAAGCCAAGUCAGAAGAAAUAUUGGCCCCUGUAAGUGUGACCCAGAAUAUUCAUUGUCUUAAAGCAGAACUGCCAGUAUUAUGAGGAUGGUCAGGGUUUUGCAAAGCUGUCCUGUUUUCCCUGUAACCGCUGAAGGAAUGUGAUGAACAGCAUAAGAAAGGCGGCACUGGGUCAGAUCGAAGGUCUUUCUAGCGCAGUAUUGUGUCUCUGACAGACGCCAGCAUUGGAUGCCCAUGGAGUACUGUAAGAAAAAGGUAGUUGUAUGGAUAUGCUUCUCUACUGCGUUCUCUUAGCCCUGGUGUCCUGUGACUCAAAAAAGAUUUCUUUUCUAAUCCUAGUUUUUAAGUCUAAUCCUAGUUUUUAAAACUUCAGACAAGAAUUAGCUCAUCUUCCUUGGUAAUCUGUUUUGUUACAAGAUUAUCCUUUUUUAGAAAAUUACAUCUUCUCUCAGACUAGAUUUCGCCUAAAAUCACCAUCUAGGCAUUGUUUCUUGCUUUGCUUUUUUCCAGUAAGGUUGAAAAGUCCUGUUCUUCCUUUUCAAUUAGGCUUCUUUUUCCUGUAUAACUACCUGUACACAGUCAGCAAGUCCUGUGUAAUACAGUAACCCAUAUAAACCAUUUUGCAUAAGCUUCACAUUAUAAAGUUUGUCAUUCAACCUUUAGUUAUGUUACUGCAUGAAAGUCCCCGGUAUCCCACAUUCAUCUGCAUUUAUUUCUAGUGUCUGCACUUAACAGUAUUUACAGAAGCAAGAAUAAUUCCCUAUUGCUGUUUGAUCUUCACAUAUUCAUACAUAUAAAUAUCAUGUUAGCCCUUGCUGCCCUAACACUGCUAAACAGUGUUGUAGACGUUGUGUUCAUACAGUUGACUCAGAAUCUAAAGUUCCUAUCACUGCUUUUCAAUGCACAGAUUCCUAGAGUAUAAUCUUCAUUCUUUAUCCCAAAAUGCAUUGUGUUUCCUUUGGCUGUAUUACAGUGCAAUUUUGUACUGACAGUUCUUACAAUUCCGAUCACUUCAGAGUCCCGUCUGUUUAGUUUUGUUAGGAGGGAAUCAGAGAUAGUUUGCUUGUGUGGUAGGUAGUUCUUUAUGGGAGUGAAAAUACUAGGUAAUAAAGGGUCUCUAGUCUAGAGCAGAUGAGCAUAAAUGACCUGGAAGCUAAAGUCAAAUAAAUUCAAGUUAGAAAUAGGACAUGAGUUUUUAACAGUGAGGACUGAUUAACUGUUGGAACAAAGUAUUGUGGGAAGUGGUAGCUUCUGUGCAUCUUCAGAUCUUCAGACUUUGAUUUGAAGACAUCAGUGCCUUUCUGGAAGAACUGCUAUAGCCAAAUAUGAGCUAUUGAAAUAAACAGAGACAUCUAAAAGAUAUUGAAUGGUCAGUUUUAUGGUGAAGGUCAGUCUAUACAAAAUGAUAGUUGCUUCAGGUUUAGAACUGCAGAGCAAAAAGCAGGCCGUUUUGCCCCUCUGUUAAGGAGGAGGUCUGUUGCAAAAUCCUGUUGACAAACAGGAAAAAAAUCAUGAUGGUAGAAGUUCAGUGGUGUUACCAAAAAGUUUGUCAUGAAAUUUGCAUGAGAAGGUGAGCCGAGAAAGAAUUUACCUGGGCAAACUGAAAAUAGAGCAGCACUUCUGCACACCUGAUUAAUUCUGAGUAGUGUAAUGAUAUUUGGUUGUGCAAUCUUGAGACAAACCAUGAUCACUCACUUGAAGGUCCUUCUUGGUGAGGAUUCCCCCUUUCUUACUGUGCUGGCUGUUAGCGACCACGUGCACGUCUUAUCAUGUGCACGCUCAGCUUGAGCAGCUGUCUUGGUUCCUUCAUUCAGGCAUAUGGACUGCCUGCACAUUGUGCUGGAAUUGGAACAGGCAGGGGAGAGGAUCUGUGGGUUUAUUACCUGGACAAGACUCUUGUCAAAAAAGUAUGCAACAUCUGUCUCUUGCUCACCAUGGUAAUUGUUUCUGCUUCUCUCUCUCAUGACAUAAAGGCCUCUCUGUAGAGGUGCCCCCAUUGUGGCCUGUAGCCUCUGUUGUGACACAGAAGGAGCAGAUGGUAGGUUCCUCCCUGUGGAAGAGCUCUACUGCACUCAUCUGAGAGGAGAUGAUGCGACUGCAGAGAGUGCUCUUCUCCUGGCAGUAUGCUCUCUAAUAUUAGAGAGCAGUGACCUUGGAGAGUUCAGCUUUAAAAUGCAUCAAACUGAAUCUCUUUGUUUCAAAAUAAAUGUAAAAUUUCAGUGAUGGAACAGUGCCACAUUUGAGCUGUUGCUUCAGAUCCUAAGUCCUGGACAUUGACGUCUAGUGCUAGCAUUUGUUUUCGUUGCCUAGAAUGGUGUAUGUGAGCCCUCACUGCUGGAAGCUUUUCUAAGAGUGCUGUGAACUGAGACUGAUUUGGGCUGACCUGAUCCCCUGGGCACCGCUGAAGUCUUGGAAUUACGUUUGGCAACAGCAGCCAGUUAGCAACCAUUAGUUUCAUUUUAGGUUUUCCUUCUUCUGUCCCAGGCAGCUUAUCUAGAGAUAGCUGAUGAACAAGUCUACUCUCCAAAAAUUUUGAAGAGCUGCACUUUACAUGUCACAAAUAUUUUAUGUGGUCAUAAGACAUAACUGUUCUGUAAGGCUUAGAUUCUGGAUUUUUAGGACUAUUUUUGGGUAACAUGUAAAUAAGGAAGAUUCUUGCUUGUAUUCCUUUGUCUUAAACAUGACAUGUAUUCUCUGAAUGAGGCUCUUGCGGAAUCUUUGUUCUAAAUAUAUAAACUGGAAAUAAAAGCAAUAUGUGAAAUAAAUGUUUUGUAUGAUGCAAAGCAAACUGAACAGAGUGAGAGAGGGGAAGGCACAGUGACAUUCAACUGGAUUUAUGGUAUUGGGACAUCCAUAAGGCACAUGCUUCCUUGACUGUUUCCUUAAAUUGUAACCUAAAGGUCUGUAGGGAGUUACUAUGCUUUUCUGCCUUUGAACGCAAACUCCAGAGUGAGGGGUUUGAGGUGGCUUAUCCUGUCUAUUCUGUAUUUUUGCAGUGACCUUAUUUGUUUCCCAGUUUGUCAGAACUUCACCUCUUGACUAUUGUGAUGUUCUCUGUUUGGAAUUUGAAACAGUUCCAGAGUUUCGCAAGUAACCUUUCAUGUCUGAGUAACCUUUCGUCCAAGUCACCGCUUUGGGUCUGCUCAGUUUCAAAAGGGACUUCAUUUAAGCAAGCAGGUCAGUCUCCGUUGACGUUUUAAGUUAUCUACUCAUUUUACCAGCACUAACAUCCCUUUAAGAUUGGAUGGCACCAUUUUAACCAUGGAAGUGGUGGCUUCAAAGAUCAAAUGGGCAGUGGACUUGGACUUUUCUCUUGUGUUUAUCUGUGUUUUGAUAGUAAUGCACACUUGUAAAAGGAACAAAACAGAACUCCCUCUGCAUUAACUGUUCCCAAGGAUAAACUGUACAAAACUAGAUUCCAAGUUGAUCCAGCACUUUUAAGUAAAAAGAUCAAGAUCCUUUGGAAAUUGCUUCAAGUUCUCAAUAUCUUUUUUUUUUUCCAAUUUUUAAUAGUAUUUUUUUUUUUCCUCUCAUCUGCAAGCUUUAUCUCUGAGAAGUGGGAAGUGUUCCUCGUGUGCUGAUUUUCAUUGGGAGCAAGGAGGAAAGAGUUCUUAAUGACAGAUUCUCUCAUGGGCAUUGCCCAUACUAUGGGCAGCAGUCAAAAAAAAAUACUGGCAGACAUCUACAAAUCAUUGUGAGCUAGUUUGGUCUUCCACCUACCUACAUUUGUUUCUGAACGAUGAAGCAUUUCAUUUGCCGCUUGGAGGCAUUUCUUUAAAGCAGCUGAAUGGCUCUUGUUCUCAUAUCCUUAGUUCUCAGUUCAGGUUGAAUAGCUGGUGGCAAAUCCAGUGGCAAGGCUGACUGUAGGGUCCUAACAAAAUGGUGGCUUUUAUGUACUUCUGAUGUUUUCCAGACUAUGCUUGCUUCCAGCUUAGAGGAUCAGCUGCAACCACAAGUGAAUACAAGUAGAUUUGCUACCUAUAAGGGAGGAUUUCACACAUCUAAAUACAUGGUAUUUCAAAUCCAGUGGUACAAGAUUGCUCCUGAAAUCAAGUAAUUUUCCAGUAAGGGCAAAUACUAGAUAAUACUUUCUUAAAUGAAAAGUAGUACAGCAUUUCAAAAUGUUAAAUUACAUUCUUUUCAUUCACUCCUAGUGGAGAGCAACAGGGAGAUAUCUAAAGAUGAGAACAGGAGCAGAUCUUUGUAAGGAGCUGCUACCAUUAGGAAGAUGAAACACAUGGAUUUUUGAAAAAUGAGUGUUUAAAAUUGCAUCGUAUUAAUGGAAAAGCUCUAGUCAGAGGAAUCUUAUUUUGAGAAGUGUCAUAGCUUCUUCCUCCCGACAUAUCUGCUUCAACAGCAGUAAUGAACCAGUGGUUCUGCUAAAUUGAUGCUAGCACUGGCACCAAUGUUUUUCAAGUAGUUUUGACAACAGCUACCUGAAGGGUUCUCAGCAUUGCCCUAGGACUUCUUCUCAUUCUGCUUCACCAUGUGCUUUGCAAGUGUUUGAACUCAUCCCACCCUGCUCUGAGGAGCCAUGCAGUCCCCUUCUGACAAAGCCAGAACCGAAGAUGCUUCUAAUGCUGAAUUUUGUAUGGAAUUUAUGAACUUUCUGGACUUCAAAGGAAUUGAAAGUAGAAGAGCAGCCAAAAUGUCUAGUAUCAGAGAGGAUCUGCUGUGAAAAGCUUGUCUACUGCAACUCAGGAACGAGCAAUAGGGACUGAGUGGCUCACUGGAUCGUGUGGUGACCUCUGACCUCUGAGGCUCCAAGCUCUGAACACCAAGAUGAAAUCUCAUUCUGAUAGUAGGAAGAGUCCUGUUGCAGGACCUCUGAAGGUAGCUGACUUUUUAGCAAGUUCUCAGAUGCGCACAACUGAUCUGGCUUCAGCAGUCCAUGAUGGUGUAUUCUCCUUGGUAUGCAGACAAACUCCUGCAAGAGAGGCUCCUCCAGGACUUCUACAAGCAUUGGCCCCUGAGUGGCCAAGAAGGAGCAUCAGUCUCAUUCCUCUUGAGAUAUAUCUGUCGGCAUUGUGAUUAAUGAUCCACAGGCAGCUCAAGCACAGCAAUUGUAACCGAAGCUGCAAAGUUCCUCUGGAUGUUGAGAGCUUUUUGCAGCUACUUCCUUCUUGCAAGAAGUCUGGAGAGAUAAUUCCCUCUUUGGCAGGGCAGGGACAUGGGAGAUAAGGAUAAGAGAGCGAAAGAGGUGGCCACUAGGAGUGCCUCUUUUGUUCUGCAGCUGGCCCCAGAGCAAGAAGGCAGGUUUCAGCCCGGUGUCAGAUACUGCUUUGUUUUGUCAGCUCACCUGUCAGUGCAGCGGCCUCAGGUUGGGACUCGGAGUACUGUGUCCUAGUCACAAAGAGAGGCAGAGACGCAGAGGGGACUGUCGGCUGGUGCAGGCGGAACCAAAAGAUAUUUAAUCAGCAAUUAGAAACACCUGAGGGCGAGGGAAAUUCUACUCCAGCCUCAAGCUUCAUCUCUCAGCCCGCAGCAUGCUGCUCGGCAGGAUGGCCACGGAGGAGCGGCACCUGUCCUCCAGCUGUGGGUCCUUCAUCAAGACUGAACCUUCCAGCCCGUCUUCCGGCAUUGAUGCCAUCAGCCACCACAGCCCAAGAUUGGGCGGGGGGCCCUGCCGUAAGCGUUAUGAUGACUGCGCCAGUGCCAUCAUGGAGGACUCGCCCACCAAGUGCGAGUACAUGCUCAAUGCAAUCCCCAAGCGGCUGUGCCUGGUGUGUGGGGACAUUGCAUCUGGUUACCACUACGGCGUGGCUUCCUGUGAGGCGUGCAAAGCCUUCUUCAAGAGGACUAUUCAAGGGAAUAUUGAAUACAGCUGUCCGGCUACCAAUGAAUGUGAGAUCACGAAACGGAGGCGCAAAUCCUGUCAGGCCUGCCGCUUCAUGAAAUGCCUCAAAGUGGGGAUGCUGAAAGAAGGUGUUCGUCUGGAUCGAGUCCGUGGAGGCCGUCAGAAAUACAAGAGGAGAUUGGAUUCUGAGAGUAGCACUUACCUGAGCUUACAGAUCCCUCCACCAGCUAAAAAGCCACUGACUAAGAUCGUCUCCCACUUGCUGGUGGCAGAGCCAGAGAAGAUUUAUGCCAUGCCUGAUCCAACCAUGCCGGAGAGUGACAUCAAAGCCCUAACAACCCUCUGCGACCUGGCAGACAGGGAACUGGUGGUGAUCAUUGGCUGGGCAAAGCACAUCCCAGGGUUCUCCAAUCUCUCCCUUGGGGACCAGAUGAGCCUCCUGCAGAGCGCCUGGAUGGAAAUCCUCAUCUUGGGCAUUGUGUACCGUUCCCUGCCCUAUGAGGACAAGCUGGUCUAUGCUGAGGACUACAUUAUGGAUGAAGAGCACUCUCGCCUGACAGGGCUCCUAGAGCUCUACCUGGCCAUCCUGCAACUGGUGCGCCGCUACAAGAAGCUCAAGGUGGAAAAGGAGGAGUUUGUCACACUCAAGGCCCUGGCCCUCGCCAACUCAGACUCCAUGCACAUAGAGGACAUGGAUGCAGUGCAGAAACUCCAGGACCUUCUCCAUGAAGCCCUGCAGGACUACGAGCUGAGUCAGCGCAAUGAGGAGCCCCGGCGAGCAGGCAAGCUGCUCCUGACCUUGCCCCUCCUGCGGCAGACGGCUGCCAAAGCUGUGCAGCAUUUCUACAGCAUCAAACUGCAGGGCAAGGUUCCCAUGCAUAAACUCUUCCUAGAAAUGCUAGAGGCAAAGGUCUGACAGCCCCAGUGCCAGCCGACAGCGGCCGGAGAACAAACUAGAAACAAAGAUGCAGACAAUGGAGCAAUCCAAACAGCAGCAGCAGCAGCCGCCGCCGGCUUUUAUCUCCAAUCAUUUAUUAUGGAAGAAUUAUUUAAUGUCUAUCUGUCGGCGUGACUGCAGAAUCUCAUGUACAGGAGGGGGGAAAACUCUUUUAAUCAGUCACCUGUUUCUCUUUUUUUUUGUUUGUUUUCUCUGUGGGAAAUACCAGAAUAUGCUCUUGCACUUGUGGAGGCAGUCAUCAGGGUUCAGCCCCUCUGAGCAGUGAUGUUUUCAGUGCUAUCCAAGGCUGCCUGUUCCCCAGCUCCCUCCGCCAGCGCUGGAGGGGGAGUGGGGACUGAAGCAGGAGAAGAGGAAGAAUAGAGUAAAUAUACACUUUAUCUGCUGGUGUUGUGAGGGGUCAGAUAGAAAGGGAAGCAGCCAUGGUCCUUUUUUUGUCACCUUCCUCUCUCUAACCAUAGGGCAGGUGCUCCUUGAAAGAGGAGCUCUACAGGACCUCUCCCAAUCAAAACGGCUGCCUCCCAGGCUCCUCUAGCGUCAGCUAACACUUGUACAUACAAGCCCCGCUUCUUACCAGGAAAGAUGCUCCUAACUGUGUAAGAUAUUAUGCGACUUUGUACAGCGUGUCAUUACAUCUAACUACUCCCCUCCCAUGUACAGCCCCCACAGGCCCCUGAAGAGGUAGGAUGUAUGUCCCUGAGAGAGUGCAAGUCUCCUUUCCGAGAUGGCCAGAGAAAGAGAAAAGAGCCUGAUGUUAUCCUUCAGUGCUGGGUUGACUUGAUAAUUGCUGCAUCCUCUCCUAUGUGGUGCUAACUACAGUUCUUCCACACUUUUCAUCGCGUUGUGUAUCAAACCUGCCUCUUCAGCUCAGCUGAGUGCCAUUCCCCACUCACCUUGUUCCUUGUGGCAGAGAACACAAGGUUUUUGUCUGCACUGUCACUGCCCAAAUAUAAAUAUACCCCCAACCAGGGCUUUUCUAGACUCUGUUAACGUGAUUGUUCUUUGCUGCCAUAGAGACAUAGGGUUAUGGCCAAAUGCUAGUUAGGAAUCAGGGGAAUUACUUUUUGGAGGGGGGAGGGCAGCUUCUGAACCUGAGAGCUCGCUCUUCUUGGCAGCCUAGGGACAGAAACUUAGAGGGUAGUGUGGCACCUCCCCAGUCCAGUAUCCCGUCUACCACCUUCCCCUGCCGCAUCCCAUUAUCCUCAACAGCAGCAGCAAGUGAGCUAGCAUAGACUAGCCCUGGGCCUGGUAAGAGUCCCUCUCUCUCUCUGAAAGAAAACUGUACGCCUGACUUCGAGGUGGGAUGUGAGGGAAUAGAGGUAAGGGAAUGUUUAUUUAUGCGUCUCACAUAAUCAGGUUCCUGCUGUGUCCAAGCCCUGCUUUAGAUAUGCUGUCUAAGCCAGAAGUGCUGCAUUCCCCAUAGCCAGCAGGGAACUUGGGUGACUGACAAAAAAUGGCUGCUGGCAUUCAAUGAUUUUAUUUUCUAGGUCACACAAUUCUGAGCCAGCCUAAGCUGAUGAAACCUGAAUGUAUUGUCAGUUUUGUCGUCAGUGUCAUGGCAGGAGAGGGGAACGAGAGGCUCUGAUCACACUUGAGAUGCAAUACACUACUGGCUCUGUUCUCCCCUUCCCCACCAACUUCCAUCCCUUCCUGGCCAGCCGAGGAGAAAGGUGGUGUGGCAGAUGAGUAACGCGCCAGGCAGGAAGCCUUCCAAACCAGUGUUGAAGUGUGUGAUCAGGGAGACGCUGGGUGCUUAUUUUCUACCAGAGCAGAAUGUGUCACACAGCAGGGCUGUUGGUGCUACAGAACAAAACCUAUGCUAACUGAGAGGCUGGGCAAGCUGAUGCUUAGCUCUUGGCUGUUGUAGCCAGCCCAGUCUGGUACUUGAGCUAGUUCAGUUCAGUCUCCUCCAAGUUAUCCUUACACUACAUAGACAUAGCUAUUCUCACCCAUUUUUUUGUACUUACUUGAUAAAAGAAUUCAGUCUUGCUUCAGGCACUUAGAAAACCAACAGAGACCAAAGGGCCAGCAGGCACAUGGGAACUGCGACUGUUCCCGUGCUUGUAGCAAGCGCAACCACGCAGAAGCCUUGUGUUUUGAACAGGUACUUGUGCUUCUUCCCCAGUUCUAUCCAGAGGCAGCUGAGGAGAAAGUGAGAGGCUUUUGGUUGUGCUCACAAUGUAUCCAUCUGUGACUGAAAGGGGCCAAAGAACAAUGCAAGCCAGCACUGUAGAGACAGCUUGCCAUGUGCGGCAACCUGGCGAGUCUUUCUGGCUGUGGCGCAAAUACUUUCAUAAACAUGCUGGACUGUGCUAUGGCAUGUAAGUUGGCCUCACUGCACCACUGUUGUGCCCCUACUGAGUCUCACUUAGCCCAGACCUAGCACAUUGUGCCCUGUCCUGCUUCAUUGCUGUGCAAAGAUAGCUAGCAGUUGCAAACUGGACUGAAAAGACCUUGAGAAGCCAUUCUCAUUACUGUUGGGCCCUGGCAGGAAAGUUCAUCGUCGUUUAGAGAAAAAAAAAAACAAAAAGAGACUCUUCCAGCCAAGCAGGGCUUGGGCCUGCUUUCUAGAACAGAAAGGCAAACAUGCUGCAAAAAAAUGAUUAUGAAGGCGAACCGAUGAGUUAGCUUUUAGCCCACAGUGGGUGCUGGCUGGUUAGAGUAGGGCCAUCAUAUGGAGGCAACUCUUGCCUUAGCAGACCAAUAUAAAGACACGAAGAGUGUCCAGGUCUUCCUGCCUCUCUGCUCCAUAAGUGGAAAUAAUCAGUACAUAGAGCUGAGCUUAUGUAAAUUGUCUAAGAAUGGAGUAAAGGACCCGCUUUCUCCAUUAUAACUGCAUAACCUUGGAGCUCAUCUGGGUAGCCACAUUGCUUGAAGAUAAUAGGCCUGGAAAGACCUAUUUGUAUUUCUUCUGAGAUCGGACAGGAACUGAACCAGGCAAUAAUCAGCAUAAAU
Molecule: messenger RNA, 15062 nt
Organism: Struthio camelus australis
Lineage: Eukaryota; Metazoa; Chordata; Aves; Struthioniformes; Struthionidae
Source: RefSeq, a predicted model, not a curated record